AGCACUUGCUUCGUUUACAAACUCUGCUUUGAACCUCACGUUCCUUAAGCUUCUCAAAAGUUCUUUUAACGUCUCCUCUAAGGUAAAAUAGUUUCUGCUUUUAUUUAGUUUCUUCAUCUUCUUCCUCUGCUGCAACAUCUCCACGUCUAUAUUGAAGAAAUAAAGAUGAAAUAUUCUCCAAGAUCGGACGGCAGAAAAUUCAUCAUCCCUUCUUUCUUAUUCAUCGUGGCUCUCUGUGUAUUAGCUUUCAUCAACGAAGUUAGAUUCGACAGUUUCUUGAGUUUCGGACGAUGUGCUUUGUCGAAUGUUCCGAGGAACAGCAGUUCAUUGGAGACACCGUUGUUGUCUUCUUCUUCAGAUGAUGAUGAGAUUAGGAUACUUAUUGGGAUUCUUACACUUCCCGAUCAGUACCCACGUCGGCAUUUUCUCCGGAUGAUCUACGGCACGCAGGAUGUUCCCGCCGGCGUUAAGAUCGACGUGAAGUUUGUGUUCUGUAACUUGACUAAAGAAGACCAGAAAGUGCUUGUCGCUUUGGAGAUCAUGCGUUAUGAUGACAUCAUUAUACUCAAUUGCAACGAGAAUAUGAAUAAAGGCAAGACCUACACAUACUUCUCAAGCUUACCAGACUUAUUCAACGAAACCGAUGCACCAAACCCACCAUACCACUACGUAAUGAAAGCCGAUGAUGACACGUAUAUAAGACAAGAAAGCCUCGUAGCAUCUUUAAGACCAUUACCUCGAGAAGAUCUCUACUACGGCUAUGUCAUUCCAUGUCCAAGCAUGGACCCGUUCGUACAUUACAUGUCAGGAAUGGGCUACUUAGUCUCGUGGGACAUCGCAGUUUGGCUCAAAGACUCUGAAAUUCCCAAGAAACAUCUAGAAGGUCCUGAAGACAAAGUGUUUGGCGACUGGAUUCGAGAAGGAAGACGAGGGAAGAACCGGUUUAAUGCUAAAUGGUCCAUGUAUAAUUUCCCCGAGCCACCGACUAGAUGCACACAUGAGCUAUGGCCUGAUACUAUUGCGGUUCAUUUGUUGAAGAACCAAGAGAAGUGGAUACGGACAUUGAACUAUUUCAAUGUUACUAGCAAUCUUAAGCCUUCUAAAUUAUACCACAUACCGUAGAUAGAUCCAUCUGA
Messenger RNA from Brassica oleracea var. oleracea, 1136 nucleotides. RefSeq lists its product as uncharacterized. Gene Ontology annotation, cellular component: Golgi membrane. Gene Ontology annotation, molecular function: hexosyltransferase activity. The coding region runs from base 166 to 1122 and encodes 318 amino acids. The transcript is spliced from 2 exons. The record is from RefSeq and is a predicted model, not a curated record. Lineage: Eukaryota; Viridiplantae; Streptophyta; Magnoliopsida; Brassicales; Brassicaceae.